Messenger RNA from Neoarthrinium moseri, 1311 nucleotides. RefSeq lists its product as uncharacterized. Gene Ontology annotation, cellular component: nucleolus. Gene Ontology annotation, molecular function: 5S rRNA binding. Bases 1 to 1311 code for a protein of 436 amino acids. The record is from RefSeq and is a predicted model, not a curated record. NCBI's taxonomy places the organism in Eukaryota, Fungi, Ascomycota, Sordariomycetes, Amphisphaeriales, Apiosporaceae. The transcript is spliced from 2 exons. Gene Ontology annotation, biological process: rRNA processing; ribosomal large subunit assembly.
AUGCCUGUUAUCAAGCCCUUGGCCGGGUCGCCCGAUGCGCCCGCCACGCACAAGCAGCCCUCGAGAAAGGGAAAGAAGGCCUGGAGGAAGAAUGUCGAUGUCACCGAGGUGCAGAAGGGUCUCGAGGACCUCAAUGAAGAGAUAAUCAAGGGUGGUGUCGUGGCAGAACGCCCGUCCGAUGCACUCUUCACCCUCGAUACGGUUGGCGAUGCUGCCAUCCCCAAGAAGUUCCCCAAGCACACCGCCAAGAAGCUCAAGUCCGACGAGAUCCUCUCGCUCCGGUCCGCCGUCCCCGCCAUUGACUCGCGGAAGCGGACUGGAGACAAGACUACCGACGGCAUCGUCCCCGGGAAACGACAGCGCACGGGUUACGUCACCCAGAAGGAGCUUUCGCGCCUGCGCAAGGUCGCUGACGGACAGACCGAGACCACCGUCGAGUUCACAGAUACCGUCUAUGACCCCUGGGGUGCCGAAGCCGCGCCCAAGCAGCCCGAAGGAAAGGUCUACGAUUUCAGAGACGACGAGAGGAGAGCGCCCAAGUCCUUCGCCCAGAAGCCCAUCUCGCUCGCAGCCACGGGCAAGACAGUGCCGGCCGUAGCCAAGCCCACCGGUGGUUACAGUUACAACCCUGCCUACAACGACUACGAGGCUCGCCUGCUGGAAGAGUCCAACAAGGCCAUCGAGGCAGAAAAGGCGCGCCUCGCGGAAGAGGAGAAAGAGCGCCUCAAGAUGGAGGCCGCCGCCAGAUCGGCCGCCGAGGCCGAGGCUGCCGAGGCCCGUGCCGAAUUGUCGGAAUGGGACGAGGACUCGGAGUGGGAGGGCGUGCAGAGUGGCGGCGAGGAGCUGAAGGUUUCAGCCAAGAGGCCGGGCAGGAAGACGCAGGCCCAGCGGAACAGGAUAAACAGGCGCAAGGAGGAAGAGCGACGAUUAAAGCACGAGCAGAAGACAAAGGUCAGAAAGGCGCAGCUAGAGCAGAUCAAGCAGCUGGCCAAGGAGGCGGUCGAGAGAGAGCAGGCCCGAGCACUGCUACAAGCUGAGGAUGACAGCGGCACCGAGGAGGCUACGGACGAUGUCCUGAGGAGGAAGCGACUGGGCAAGCUCAAGCUGCCGGAGAAGGACCUCGAGCUGGUGCUCCCCGACGAGCUGCAAGAUUCACUGCGGUUACUGAGACCAGAGGGCAACCUCCUGAAGGACCGGUAUCGGAGUAUGCUGGUGCGCGGCAGGAUGGAGGCGCGCAGGAGAGUGCCCUUCAGGAAACAGGCCAGGACUAAGCUCACCGAGAAGUGGACUUACAAGGAUUUCAGGAUAUAG